AUGUCCUACUACGAUGUUGACGCGAUUUUGACCGAUUCCCAAAAGUUGCCUUGUACUUUCGAGUUGGACGUGCCCGGGCUGGGGUACCUAGACGGGAAUGCCGGAGGAACUAUCAAAGCCGGUACAAAGAUUGAUCUUCCAAUGUGGCUAGGCAUCAUGCUUGCUGUGUCGACGGGAAACACACCCGGUUCUCCACGUCUGGUGUCUCUCGACUUCCCAGCGCCACUCCAGCAGCGUGUCAUCAAUGCAUUAAAAGCAGAUCCGAAGAGCGUCGAUUUACGCGCACAAGCACCACAUUUCUACGCCCUGGGCGCACGGAUUAUGGAAUUGUUUGAUGAUCGGGCCAUAUUGGAUACUCUACUAGAUACAUUCAAAGAACGGGCUCCGGAAAUCGCAGAUCAGGCGCACAAUCCACGUGGAGCUUUGGGUGAAGGUGCCGAGUUCUUGAGAGGCCUGGAUGAAACUGAGCGCCAGUUGUUCAAAGCAGCGCAUGAGGGCCCUAAAGCGGUAAAAGCUUGGACACAGGAAUUGAAGAAAAAUAAUCGAGGAUGA
Molecule: messenger RNA, 552 nt
Organism: Rhinocladiella mackenziei CBS 650.93
Lineage: Eukaryota; Fungi; Ascomycota; Eurotiomycetes; Chaetothyriales; Herpotrichiellaceae
Exons: 4
Coding region: 1-552 (183 amino acids)
Biological process (GO): mitotic DNA replication initiation
Cellular component (GO): GINS complex
Source: RefSeq, a predicted model, not a curated record